GGGGAGCGUUGAAGAGCGCCAGAUAGUUCUGAGAAACAAAUAAUUUGAAAAAUGAAACCCUAACGGCUAUUUCUCCUGCACAAAAUAAUAGGCAUCACUCCCUCACUCUUUCAUCAAUUCAUCCAAAUUUCAAAAAUUGUAAAUUCUCAAUCCCUAAUAUUCUUCCAUGGCUUUCUCGACGCCCGAUUCAAAUCGCCUGAAACUCAACACCGGCCCAAGAAUAUCACGCAGGGUGCGAAUUGUUGGAAAAAUUCGAGGAUUUACCGAUCAAGAAUCUGAAUUAUCCGGCCGAGAUUCGAAGCCGUGGGUCACUGUUUCCCGGACCAAUGAGAAUGAUUCUGAAUCGUCUGGAAAAGUUACAAUCUCAUUCGGAGAUGAAGGCAGUAGUCGUAAAGAUAAAUAUGAAUUAGAUGAUUGUUAUGAACAAGAUGAUGAUAAUGAUAUAAUAUUUUCAAGAGAGAUGAAACCCUUGAUAUCAGAAGUUCUCGGCGGUCGAAAUGCAUCCAUUAUUGCUUAUGGGGCAAGGGGCAGUGGAAAAACCCACACAAUCCAGGGUUCUGCGGACAAACAAGGUUUGGCAACAAUGACAAUAGCUGAGAUCUUUUCGCAAACAAAGGAUGCGAAGAUAACGAUCUUCGUUUCCUUUUAUGAGGUGUUCCAAGAUCAUGUCUAUGAUCUUUUGGAUCCUAAUCAUCCCGAAGUUCAAGUGCUUGAAGAUUCUCAAGGAAAAAUAAAGCUCAAAGGACUGUCUAAGACCACUGUGGAUUCCAUUUCACACUUUCAUGAUCUAUGUGCUUGUUGGACCGGACCAUGCUAUUCAACACCAAAGACACCACUCCAAAUGCCCAAAAGGAGUCACAAAGGUUUAAUGAUACAUAUAGUAUCUGUUGAUGACAUCCAGGGGAGUAAACGUCCCAAUGUGAUGAACUUUGUGGAUUUGGCAGGCUAUGAGGAUUCCAGAAGAAGUAGCAAAGAUGGCACUAUGCUUACUGAAAGUACUAGAAUAAACAAGUCUUUAUAUGCCAUUAUGAACGUGGUGUAUGCUCUCAACACAAAUGAAAAGCGUGUGCCUUAUCGAGAAGGAAAACUCACACGGAUGCUGCAGGAAUCUCUUGGAGGCUCCAAUCGUGUUUUGUUGCUUACCUGCUUGAAUCCGAUUCUUUGCCAAGAUACUCUUUAUAUAGUAAGUUUGGCUUCACGAGCUUGUCAAAGUGCUGGCCAGAUAUUGACAAGCUCUGCGAUGAAAAGUAAAAAGCAGACUAAUCAACAAGUACGACUAAUGGGUACUCCGUUGUCUGGGAAAAAGAACAACUCUGCUUGCAAUUUAUCAGGAAGGAAAUUAUUCAGUGAGAGAAAAACUUCUCAAGACAAGUCCAAUUCAGAUAGCUCUGAAGCCUUGAUAUUAUCAGCAGAAAAUGAAAUCCCAAGUGCUUUCAAAGAAACAAACUCUGUUAAGAAAAUGGAAAAGGAUUCCUCUCCACCAAAGAAAGCAAUGGAUUUAGAAGCCACUCCUGAAGUUAACUGUGAUAUCAAAGAAAUAAUUUCUUUUCCAGAUGAGGAUGUUGUUGGUAUAGAGAAGAAAAAUGAAUACUUGAACAUAGAUAAAGUUGGAUCACCGCCACUAAGUGCAAGACUUAGAGAAAUAACGAACAAUUUACGAUUGUUGGAGGCUUCAACUCCUUUGAAUAUGCUCAUGCCAAAGCAAUCGGAUUCAUCCCAAGAAACCCUCGAAAGUUAUGACAUUAUAGAACCUAAAACCCCCAAAACUGAAACUGAUGUGAGAACUUUGGAUAUCGUCAAGUAUAGUAGUCCUUGGGAGAGAUUUCAUACCCGUAGUUCUGGAGUGAAGAAUUGUCUUGUCCAAGAAUAUCUGAAUUUCUUAAAUACUGCAAGCAAGGAAGAGUUAAGAAGGAUUCAGGGCAUUGGAGAAAAGAGAGCAACUUACAUUCUUGAACUUCGUGAAGAAUCUCCUGAACCUUUUAAGAGUCUUGAAGAUUUGCAAGAAGUUGGUCUCUCAGAAAAAGAGGUAAAUGGCUUGAUGAGAAGAAUGGCUGGACAGCUUUUCAUCUAGAUUGUGAACAAUAGUUCUUUUGAUGGCAACUAGAAGUUGCCAACAAUUUCAUUGUGUUGUUGUUAAUUCCAUUAAGUAUAUAAAGUUUGAGAUUUUAGUGUUUCAGUUGUCAUGGUUAUAUGUUCCGUUAUGUAUUAUGAAAAGGCAAGCCUUACCUAUGAAAGACUUAGUUUAUCUUUCCCCUUGUUUA
Molecule: messenger RNA, 2261 nt
Organism: Capsicum annuum
Lineage: Eukaryota; Viridiplantae; Streptophyta; Magnoliopsida; Solanales; Solanaceae
Product: kinesin-like protein KIN-10C
Biological process (GO): microtubule-based movement; mitotic spindle organization
Molecular function (GO): microtubule motor activity; microtubule binding; ATP binding
Source: RefSeq, a predicted model, not a curated record